Molecule: messenger RNA, 1794 nt
Organism: Exophiala oligosperma
Lineage: Eukaryota; Fungi; Ascomycota; Eurotiomycetes; Chaetothyriales; Herpotrichiellaceae
Exons: 5
Coding region: 1-1794 (597 amino acids)
Biological process (GO): DNA-templated transcription
Cellular component (GO): nucleus
Molecular function (GO): zinc ion binding; DNA binding
Source: RefSeq, a predicted model, not a curated record
AUGUACACCCUGGUGGAUGUGUAUUUCGAGAAUGCUUACAACGCCAGCCUUCUAUUACAGAAAGAUCGAUUUCUAGAAUCUCUGGCCCAAGGCACCGUCGAGGCGCAUUUGAUUUUGAGUGUCUGUGCCUAUGCUGCCAACUUCUAUCGUACCGACAACGGUGAAGCACCUCUUCGUGAUCACGGGUUCAUGAUUGAAUGGGCAAAACGAGCCGGAUCACUGGUGUUCCAGGAUGCAGAAUCGCUCUGUGAAGACAAUAUUGUGACAUUCUGUGUUCUGGCAACAUUCUGGUACGCCCAAGGAUCAUGGAGGCUGUCAUAUUUGCACAAAGCAAACGCGUGCAACCUUCUCCAUAUCACGGGGUUUUCGUUGGCGGGACGUCAUACACAGAAUCCUGUCGAAUCAGAAAUUCGAAGGCGACGAUUCUGGGCUUGCUAUAUUAUGCAAUGCGCACUCAUGGAGGAUCCAGCUUUUAUGGAACAGAUUACUGAUGUCUCCGAACUACCAUUGCCGUCACCCGACGCGGAGUUGGAGGCUGGAGAGGCGUGCAUUCGUCCAGUGACCAUCGAUAACGGCAGGCCUGGCACAUCCAUAUAUGCAGAACUGAUUCGCGCUUUCAAGCUUUGCAUCGGUGCUCGCUUCACUGAGAUCUACGCCCUCGACGAUGCAUUGACAGAGUGGUGGACGACCAUGCAACCGGCGUUCAGGUUGACUCCGACGGCCAUUACCAAUGCCGAUGGAAAUACGGACAUUGCGGCCCACAAACUGCCUCUGCUUCUGCUUAUGAAUACAGUGUACCAUCAAUCCAUAUGUGCACUGCAUGCUUCCGUGGUGCCGCUGUUCUCGUGGACACCAUCUGAUGAUAAUUGGGCGUCGGCAAGACAGGCGUCGGCUCAAAAGACUUACGAGCAUGCACGUUCCGUGUCUGACAUGAUCGCAGCCACUCUCACCGCCCAUCCGGACCUAAUCAUGACGCAUAGUUUCAUCGCCUACGCGGCGUACAGCGGAUGCGCCGUACAGAUCCCGUUCACCUGGAGCUCAAAUCCUGUAAUCAGGAGACCGGCAACCACGAAUGUUAGCAACAACAUGAAGAUGAUACAGAGGAUGGCGCCGUGUUGGAAAUUCGCGGCCCUGGUGCAAAAGCAGCUUGGAUGUCUGUACCACAUCCACGAAAGACUCAAGGUCGAUCUUGAAGACGAACCGAAGAACAUCGACGUGAGGAAGUUGCUGGGGUUCAAGAUCAAUUCGGCCGAUGCGCGCAUCUCGAUCCUCGGGUUCACAGACAUUCUACGCUCCAAAGACCACGGCUAUGCGAACACGGGAGAGGAAAACAAUAGCCUUGGACUCCAGGACAAUACAGCUCAGCCUGAGCCCAUGGCGCAAGUUGACACUUCGACCACAUCGGCGACUGCACUUGAUAAUGUCGGCAGUAUGGCCCCAAAUUCACACAUAGAUAUGGUAGCGACCACCGCUGGAAGACACCAAGAUAUUCCCUCGGCGUCUCUACUGUUCCAGACAACAGAACCACUGGACUUCGCUUCAGAUCAAUAUGGCCACGACCAACAAGCGCCGAUGCCUAAUCCCAAUGCACAGUCACAAGCAUCUGGCGAACUGAGUCAGUAUGAAGUUGAACAGCAAUCAAAGAUGUACGAUGUGUGGCCGCCAUUCUUCCAUCCUACGAUGCUUGACGUCUUGCCUGAUGGCGAAAUGCUGAGUGUACCACAGGUUGAUGUGUCUUCUAUCGAUUUUGACUACUUGGACUCGGAAAACUGGUUUAUGCCAACUGCUUCGUAG